AUGGCCGGCAUCUUUCGAACCAUCUAUGACUGGCUGUUGCGCAUGUUUUGGGCCACUGAAAUGGAUGUCACCAUGAUCGGUCUCCAGAACGCCGGCAAGUCCUCGUUGCUUCGUGUUUUAGCUGGAGGAGAAUUCACAAUCGAUUCCAUACCCACUAUUGGCUUUAACACAAAAAAGGUCCAGAAGGGCCAUGUGACGUUGAAAUGGUUCGUCCCUUUGCAUUUUCUAGCGUCGUCCGACAGUGUGCUGACUUUGUUGGUGAAAGUUGGGAUUUGGGAGGUCAACCGCGAUUCCGACCGAUGUGGGAGCGAUAUUGUCGUGGGAUAUAUCGUCGACGCUGCGGACCACGCAGCCUUGCCGGUCGCAACAGAAGAAUUGCACGACUUAUUAGACAAACCAAGCCUAGACGGCAUCCCACUGUUGGUGUUGGGCAACAAGUCCGAUCUCCCGAACAAGUUGUCGGUCGACCAGUUGAUUGAAGAGAUGGAUCUCAAGUCCAUCGUGCGUCGCGAAGUAAGUUGCUAUGGAAUCAGUGCAAAGGAGGAGACGAAUCUGGAUGCUGUGUUGCAUUGGUUGAUUGCGCGAGCGAAUCGGUAG
This is a messenger RNA of Talaromyces amestolkiae, 597 nucleotides long. RefSeq lists its product as uncharacterized. Gene Ontology annotation, molecular function: GTPase activity; GTP binding. The coding region runs from base 1 to 597 and encodes 198 amino acids. Gene Ontology annotation, biological process: protein transport. The transcript is spliced from 5 exons. The record is from RefSeq and is a predicted model, not a curated record. Gene Ontology annotation, cellular component: lysosomal membrane. NCBI's taxonomy places the organism in Eukaryota, Fungi, Ascomycota, Eurotiomycetes, Eurotiales, Trichocomaceae.